This is a messenger RNA of Mus caroli (Ryukyu mouse), 2838 nucleotides long. It is a transcript of the gene Tmie, whose product is annotated as transmembrane inner ear. Gene Ontology annotation, biological process: inner ear morphogenesis; sensory perception of sound. The record is from RefSeq and is a predicted model, not a curated record. Lineage: Eukaryota; Metazoa; Chordata; Mammalia; Rodentia; Muridae.
GCUCGGCCUCGGAAUGUCCCCAAGCCAACAACUCUCUCCCAGAGCCUCUCCCGCCAGAGUGCGAAAGCUCCCCUUCGGUCGGUCCGCGAGCUCCCCAGGAUCGCACCCUGGCUGUCUUUCACCUUUUACCUCCCUCUCCCGAUCCGAGGACGGCAGGCAGUGCCUGAACUUGUUGGUCACCCCGAUUUCCUUACCCACCAACUCUGCCCAGGCUGUAGCUCUGAAAUCUUGCCGACCCCCUUUGGGUCACUGGGUCCCCCACCCUCACCCUCACACACCCGCGAAGGAGCCCUGGGUAGAUUCGGGAAACUUGUUGCUUAGAGCAGUCAGCCAUGAUGACCCGCAGCCCCUGAACUGGGCCUGCUUCGGUAGCAGCUACUGCUGUGUGUGACCUUGAAGGAGGCCCCCUGCAUUCAUUCCGGGUACAGCCUAAAGCUGGCCAGUUUCCUGUGCCAAAGCCUUCGACCUUGGAAAGAGCAGCGCAGUUCCAAACCAAAGUCUUGGAAGGAGGAGGGACCCAUGGUUCAAACCUGUAACAAAGAGGCCUGCUGUCCAGCUGCCGGGCUCCCUUUUGGCCAGCAAGCAAGUCACCCCUCCACCUGCAGUGGCACUCGGCUUCUAGGAGCUGCUGACUGGCCUGGCUGAGUUGCUUCUAAGCCUUCCAAGCCUGAGUACAGAGAGAAGCCUGGGGAGGAGACAGCUAUGAAAGAGAGCAAGGAUAGUCCACCUGCCCCCUACCCAAGUUUUGGACAGCCUCCAUGCAUUCUGCCAGAGAGAAGAGAGACUUCUAAGAGUCUCUGAGAAGGGGCCUGCCAACCUCAGCAUCCCUGGCUCCCUUGGGGUGCUUUCUGGAGAAAAUGUCAAAUCUUCUGGGACUGGAGUUACUGAUGGUUGAGAGCCACCCCGAGGAUGCUGGAAAUCAAACCUGGGACCUCCGAAAGAGCAACAAAUGCUCCUAACCACUGAGCCUCUUCCAAGAGUAUGAACUUUGAACCUUCCUGGGCUGAGCAGCAAGGGAAGUCCUGUGAGCAGCAGACCAAUGUGUCCUGCUAAGCCAGAACUCUCCGCGGCCGCUGCCACCACCACCGUCCCCGCCUGCUGGUGGCCAGAGACAGUCACCUGGUAGCUCUGUGCAUCAGCCCCCUGGACUCUCUGGACCUGCACCGGAGCGCGCGGCAAACGAGAGAACAUGGCCGGGAGGCAGCGUGGCUCCGGGAGGCUCUGGGCGCUGGGCGGCGCCGCGCUGGGGGCUUGCCUGGCGGGUGUCGCCACGCAGCUGGUAGAGCCCAGCACCGCACCGCCAAAGCCCAAGCCGCCCCCACUGACCAAGGAGACUGUGGUGUUCUGGGACAUGCGCCUGUGGCACGUGGUGGGCAUCUUUUCGCUCUUCGUGUUGUCCAUCAUCAUCACACUCUGCUGUGUCUUCAACUGCCGUGUGCCACGGACGCGGAAGGAGAUCGAGGCUCGGUAUCUACAGCGAAAGGCGGCCAAGAUGUACACAGACAAACUGGAGACUGUGCCUCCCCUUAAUGAACUCACAGAAAUCCCUGGAGAGGACAAGAAGAAAAAGAAGAAGGACAGUGUGGACACAGUGGCUAUCAAGGUAGAGGAGGACGAGAAGAAUGAGGCAAAGAAGAAAGGAGAGAAGUGAGGGCGGCUUCCUGAGGUGGCAGCUGGGGCUUGACAGGCCCUGAAGCACAAGUUCAGGCCGGGAUCCAGGCAUCAGGACUUCGUGUUAAUACAUGGACUGCAGAGGCGGUGGUCUAAGGGGAAGCCAAGGCCAUGGUCCGUUACCUCAUGGCCCCAAAGAUGUAGGGACAAGACUUCACUAGUGUCCAUGCUGGACUCUGUUCCUGUCACAUCAUCCAUCUGGCACUUCUCAUUGGCCACUGUCCUUCCAUAGUUAUAGAGUGGCCUCAAACUCCCCUCCCCGUCCAGACAAACUUCCAUCCCACCUUUCUUGCUAGGGGCAGAAGUGGCUAUGAAGGAGUCAGGGACUGGUCAUUUAGGAUGGCAAGACUGAACAGGUUGUUCAAAAACCCAGAGGGAGGGCUGGAGGGGAGCUUGUGACGUGAGAGAUUCUCUGACAUAGCUAGAUAGCCGCCCCAAAUAGCAAGGAGAUUGCCCCAAGUUGGCUGCUAGGGUGGCCCCAUUAGCAGGAGAGUCCCUGACCUGGCAGAUACAAAGCUUUGUAAACAAGGUAACAGUGUGACAGACCUGAGGCCACUGAGGGGCUGGCAGGAGGCCCAGGGCCCGGCUCAGGGGUGGGGUCUAAAACACAGAGGACUGAAGGGAGUGAGCAGUGCGAGGGAGCCUGGACCUCCUCAUGGGAAUCAAGAAAUACUUAAGACGCAGGGCACCAGCGCUGACUACUACAGUUGCCUUUUCUACGGCCAGGACUCUCUGAUGAUGGCAGCAGUCAGCCAUCUGCCUGCUGAACACAGUGGUGUGUGGGGUUCUCUUCUGCCAUGUCCCUUACUAAAAAAACCAAAACAAUAACAACAACAACAACAAAAAAUCUUUGCCAAGAAGAAAACUGAAAUGCCAUUGAGGGGCUGGCUCUAGAGAGGAGAGCUCUACAAGGCGCUUCCAGCAUCAAAAUGAGGAGCUCUGACCAGAGCUGGGGACUGAGACCCUGGGGAAGACUUUCCAAGUGGAAAGCCUGCUAAAAAGGUAUCCGGAGGAAAUUUGUAAAUAAAGCUGGGUGCCUUCUCAGGCCUAGACAUAGAAAACUUCAUCCUGAGGUGGAAUUCCACCCCGGCCCCAUGCUUUGUCAGGCCCUUGGGGACUCCUGUAGAAGUGACACAACAAUACAUAAUAAAAGGUGCCUCAGACAAG